AUGCAGGCCUUCUCCAGAGCUCGCCCUGCCUCCAGGGCCCUUUUCGGCCAGGCCAGGACAUACAGCUCCUCCAGCCCUUACGCGGCCACCAUCAACAACCUUCGCAUCAACUCUGAUACCAAGGUCAUCUACCAGGGCUUCACCGGAAAGCAGGGAACUUUCCACGCUCAACAAGCUAUCGAUUAUGGAACCCAAGUUGUCGGUGGUACGAAUCCCAAGAAGGCUGGCACUAUGCAUCUCGACCGUCCCGUCUUCGCCACCGUCUCCGAUGCCGUAAAGGAGACUGGUGCGACUGCGUCUUGCAUCUUCGUCCCUCCUCCCCUUGCCGCCGCCUCCAUCGAGGAGGCCAUCAACGCCGAGAUCCCCCUCGUCGUCGCCAUCACCGAGGGUAUCCCCCAGCAUGACAUGGUCCGCAUCACCUCCAUCCUCAAGUCCCAGUCCAAGAGCCGUCUCGUGGGCCCCAACUGCCCCGGUAUCAUCGCCCCCGGCCAGUGCAAGAUCGGCAUCAUGCCCGGCAACAUCCACAAGCGCGGCCGCAUCGGCAUCGUCUCUCGCUCCGGUACCCUGACCUACGAGGCCGUCAACCAGACCACCCAGGCCGGCCUCGGCCAGUCCCUCGUCGUCGGUAUCGGCGGUGACCCCUUCUCCGGCACCAACUUCAUCGACUGCCUCAACGUUUUCCUCAAGGACGAGGAGACCGACGGCAUCAUCAUGAUUGGUGAGAUUGGUGGCUCCGCCGAGGAGGACGCCGCCGAGUUCCUCAAGGCCAACAACACCAUCAACGGCGGCAAGCCCGUCGUCUCCUUCAUCGCCGGUAUCUCCGCGCCCCCGGCCGCCGCAUGGGCCCUCGAGAGCGCCGGCGUCAUUGUCGAGCGAUCUCCCGCCAGCCUUGGCAAGGCCCUCUACAACGAGUUUGUCCGCCGCGACCUCCUCUAA
Molecule: messenger RNA, 936 nt
Organism: Parascedosporium putredinis
Lineage: Eukaryota; Fungi; Ascomycota; Sordariomycetes; Microascales; Microascaceae
Source: the annotation of a GenBank genome assembly